This is a messenger RNA of Glycine soja, 1903 nucleotides long. Its product is annotated as DDB1- and CUL4-associated factor 13-like. Gene Ontology annotation, biological process: maturation of SSU-rRNA from tricistronic rRNA transcript (SSU-rRNA, 5.8S rRNA, LSU-rRNA). Gene Ontology annotation, cellular component: small-subunit processome; nucleolus. Lineage: Eukaryota; Viridiplantae; Streptophyta; Magnoliopsida; Fabales; Fabaceae. Bases 125 to 1483 code for a protein of 452 amino acids. The transcript has 17 exons. Gene Ontology annotation, molecular function: protein binding. The record is from RefSeq and is a predicted model, not a curated record.
AACAGCUCUUAAACCCUUUCUGCGUCAUCCUAGGGUUUUUGUUUUUCUGCUCUCCAAUUCGGAGACCGAAGAACCAAAACAGACUGAGUAAUUGGUCUCUCUUCCUCCGCUGCUUCUACACACAAUGAAGGUCAAAGUUAUAUCACGCUCCGUGGAUGAGUUCACCCGAGAGCGAAGUCAAGACCUUCAGAGGGUGUUCCGGAAUUACGAUCCCAGCCUUCGUCCUCAAGAGAAGGCGGUGGAGUAUGUGCGUGCUGUUAAUGCGGUGAAGUUGGACAAGAUAUUUGCAAGACCAUUUAUUGGAGCAUUGGAUGGGCAUGUAGAUGCUGUUUCGUGUAUGACGAGGAACCCUAGCCAGUUGAAAGGGAUAUUCUCCAGUUCGAUGGAUGGAGAUAUUCGUCUCUGGGAUUUAGCUGCAAGACGGACAGUUUGUCAGUUUCCUGGUCACCGAGGUGCUGUACGAGGCUUGACAGCAUCUACAGAUGGACGCAUUCUUGUGUCAUGUGGAACUGAUUGCACUAUCAGACUCUGGAGUGUUCCUAUUACUACUCUUAUGGAGUCAGAUGACUCAACUAAGAGCACUGUUGAGCCAGCAAGUGUUUAUGUUUGGAAGAAUGCAUUUUGGGGUGCUGAUCACCAGUGGGAUGGCGAGCAUUUUGCCACAGCUGGUGCUCAAGUAGAUAUAUGGAAUCACAACAGGUCUCAGCCAAUAAACAGUUUUGAAUGGGGGUCAGAUACUGUAAUUUCUGUCCGGUUUAAUCCUGGAGAACCAAAUCUGUUGGCCACCUCAGCUAGUGACCGGAGCAUAAUUCUGUAUGAUUUACGUAUGUCUUCCCCAGUGAGGAAAAUGAUAAUGAUGACCAAAACAAAUUCUAUAUGUUGGAACCCAAUGGAACCCAUAAAUUUUACGGCUGCAAAUGAAGAUGGUAACUGCUAUAGCUAUGAUGCUAGGAAGUUAGAUGAAGCUAAAUGUGUUCACAGAGAUCAUGUUUCUGCAGUGAUGGAUGUUGACUACUCACCAACCGGACGGGAGUUUGUCACUGGAUCUUAUGAUAGAACAGUGAGAAUUUUCCAGUAUAAUGGUGGUCACAGCAAGGAGAUUUAUCAUACUAAGAGAAUGCAAAGGGUAUUUGCUGUCAAGUUCAGUGGUGAUGGAAGUUAUGUGAUUUCAGGAAGUGAUGACACUAACCUUAGGCUUUGGAAGGCAAAAGCAUCGGAGCAACUUGGAGUAAUUCUCCCAAGGGAACGGAAGAAGCAUGAGUAUCAUGAAGCCAUAAAAAAACGCUAUAAGCACCUCCCUGAAGUUAACCGUAUCGCAAGACAUAGACACUUGCCAAGACCAAUAUUCAAAGCUUCUGCUUUAAUGCGCGUUAUGGCGGAUGCUAAGAGAAGGAAGGAAGAGAAGAGGAAAGCUCACAGUGCUCCAGGGAGUAUUACAACACAGCCAUUACGAAGACGAAGAAUUAUCAAAGAAGUCGAGUGAGGUUUUUCUGAGCCGGUACCUAAAAAAAAUCAAGCAAAUAUUUAUCAGCUAUUACGGAGACGAAGAAUUAUCAAAUAUACUGAUGUCAGCAUGCUUCUCUUGGGACGUUCCAUCUCUGGAGGUGCUUCCAGGUUGAUUUCUUAGGCAAAUGGAUGUACCGUGCCUACAAUUUUAUGCCUAGUUGGCUCAGUUGCAUGUUUAGAUUGGUAAAACAAGGUUAUAUUUUUGUGAUUCUUCUUCUGGGUUCAGUUCACUCCCAAUUCAAGAAUUUUUUUUUCUUGAAUGUAGUUUCUCCUUUUCCUUAAAAGCCCUUAGAGAGCUAAUUGUUAUAUUUUUAAUUCAAUUCAGUGCAGUGAUUAUGACAAAAUCAGUGACAGAUUUCAGUUUUAGUAUUUAUAAAAAAAAAAUCAUUGUUUAGUA